This is a messenger RNA of Teleopsis dalmanni, 1464 nucleotides long. RefSeq lists its product as uncharacterized. The transcript has 5 exons. The coding region runs from base 284 to 979 and encodes 231 amino acids. Lineage: Eukaryota; Metazoa; Arthropoda; Insecta; Diptera; Diopsidae. The record is from RefSeq and is a predicted model, not a curated record.
UCGUCCAGUGCAAACGUGAUAGGUGGUAGACGAUAAGAACUAAGAUAUUACUAAAUUGUGAAAAUAUUUGUUAAUUCAAAAGCAAACUAGAGAGUGUAUUGUACAUCGCACCCCUUGUACCUCUUGACUAUUUUUCGACAAAAAUAAGUUUUCCUUUUUCAACAUUAUACUCGUAUGUAUUAAUCUAUCUACAAAAAGCGAAAAAAGCAGUUAAAAGAUUUUAAAAAACUUCGAGCUGUUAAAAAAUUGAUUUUUUUUGAUUUUUAUUAAAAAUUUUUUUAAAAUGAUGAAAAACGUUAUAUGGAAAAAUCGACUUGAAAGCAGAAGAAUAUCACCGAAAUACUCGUCCAUAAUUUUCUUGUUAAUUAUGAUAACUUGGACUCCAAGUCAAGCCUCUGCCAACCCUGUGAACUCCGCAACUAAAUCGGAGAGCGAUAUUGCAAAAAAACAUUUUGAUGAAGUUGGCGAUUUAAACGACAACUUACAAUCGGAUAAAGAAAAUACAAAUAAUACGGAUUUGCCUUUUUCUCAUCGUGAUGAGGUCCAAGAGAAGGAAGGCAUCAUUCUUAAUGCAGAUAACAUUUUAAAAUAUGAUGUUGAAAUAAUUGAAUCGCGUGAUAUAAAAAAAGAGAAUUUAGAAAUAGAGGAGCGAUUCAAGGGUCCUGCUCUCGAAAUGAAUACGAAUACUUUUGUAUCGGAAAAUAUUGAACUCAAUAGCGGAACUGUAGACUACAGCGCAAUGAAAGACAGUCAUGUGGUGUUGACUGUUAUCCUAGUAUUGGUUGCAUUGGUCUCGAUCAGUUUAUAUGUUUUCUUAGUGAUUUGGCGUUCACAUUUGGAAGAACGUUACGGUAUGCGGGAACUACUCGUGGUGAACACUGAUGAGGAUGUCUAUCAGUCCAGUAACAUGGCCUGUAACACUAGCACAAUUGAUGAAAACAUCUCAAAUAUACGCCAUCUCACUUUUAUCCGCACAUGAACCACAACAACAACUACACCUGCAGCAACUACUAAUUUGUUAUUAAAAUGAAGUGCAAAUUUUCCAGCUUUGUUAUUGCAAUUAAAAAUUCUAUUCGGAAAACUCGUAAUGCCGUAAACUGAACUUUCGCGGUACUUUUUAAGUUGCAUGUGCGGAAUAAUCAGAACAUUUUUGUAUUUUAAUAUUUUAAAUAAUUUAAUUUAAAACUCGAACAAUUGAAAAAUUGCAAAUGAAUUGCAUUAUUGAAAUAGUCAUAUUGGAAAGUCCACCAUCACAGACCUCACACAUUAAUUCCGAAUCGUUUAGUGUCAUCGAUUGUUGUUAUUUUGAAACGUAAGCCUCAUUUGUAACAAAAUAGAAUGUAAAAUGUAUUAAGAAUUUUUUUAAGUAAACUAACUACUGUUGUUAUUAGUGUUUUCAAACAGGAAAACCACUUUGAAAGUAUGAGAACGCUAUAGUUUUAAGCUGUGAUAUUGAAAUAGAAA